CUUCAGCUUCCAUUGUACUUUGAAUCUGAGAUUGGUACAUGCUAUUAUAUCUUUUCUGGGUUUUGUCAAGAUUUUUUUUCUUUUUUCUUUUGGGUUGUUAUGUGGAACUGGAGAGUUGAAAAUUUUCUAUUAUUUGAAGAAAAAAUUGAUUUUAGUUAAUUAAUUAUUUUUUUGGAGGGUGGUCCGGUGGUUUCUUUUGGUGAAAGCAUCUUUUUAGGUGGAGUGCUUUGUCACAUUCUCUCUUCAGAAUUGUGAAAUUUUGGGUAUUUUUCCUUAAAUGGGUGUUAGUUGAAUAUAAAAUUAGAGUUGUGGGCACAAUGGAAGAGGUUUGGUGCUGUUUAUUUUUCUUUAUUAUGUGGCCAUUGCCUUGUUUCUGUGCAAUGAUUGGUCUACCACUGUUGACAUCUUUUGAGGUGAUCAAUGAUCAUACACUGAUUAGUGUUUGGGUGGAAACUGGACAUGAGUAUGCUGGUGGGGAUAUGCUCGAACCGCGUGAAUCUGAUAUUCCUCUCCUGUUUCUGGUCCUGGUUGUAUUUCCUUUGGUGGCUUAUAUCUUACUUGGAAAAUGGAGCGAGACUACUAAGAAGAGAGAUAGGAUAAGCUUGCUUGCCCAGUUGGCUGCCGAAGAAGCUUUGAGAGCAGAGGAAAUGGCCGUCCCUGAUUUGAUUCCUCUGGUGACUUCUUCUAAGAUUGCUUCUAAGAGUGAACUUCAUCCUCUAUCAAAGAAGAGUGAACAUCAUCAAUGUGCCCGGUGCUCGGCCCCAUCCAAGACUCGCUGCUCCAGAUGCAAGGCUGUUAGAUAUUGCUCUGGGAAUUGUCAGAUAAUCCACUGGAGGCAAAUUCACAAGCAAGAAUGCAAACAAUUGGAAACACAAAAAACAGGCUAGCAUGAACACCCAGUUCUUUGGACACACUUUGAAGCAGACACCAAGGGAGAGUGUGCCUUUAGAUCAUUUGGUUCCCCCUCUAACCGGAACUGCUGCCCCUGCUACAUCUGAUUUUUCCCUUUAUAAUAGUUCUCAACCUUCCACUUUGGAGAGAAGAAGUUCCUAUAAAUCCAACAGAGAAACUAGGAGAAGAGAUAAUGGAUCUAUCCACAAGUCACCAAUUGAGUCUACUGAUCAUAAGGUUGCUAGCUCUUCCUCUUCGAGUGUGGUAUCAAAGGAUGCAUUUUCGGGACAGAAGUUAAUGAAUAAUGAGUAUUCUACGUUGGAGGAAGAAACUUCAAGAAAGUCCUGCUCUGAUGGCUUCGGAGUUCAUGUCAAUGGACAGGAUGCAUCAAGAAAUGUAGUCUACGAGGGUCGUAACUAUCAGAGUCAAUAUGGAAAUGCAUUUGUACCAAGAAACAACCAUGGACACUCAAAUGUGUCAAGUGCGGUAAACAAUAAUGAAGAUGUAGAAGAAUUUGAAAAAGGCAACGCUACUAACAAAGGAAACAUAGUUAGAGGAGGAAAUUGUCAUUCUGAAGAAGCAGCACAAUAUGAUUGCUCUUCUGACAUGAUAAUGAAAGGAAGUGUGAAGGCCAAAAAGAUGUCACAUAUUUCUAAGACCAAAUCUUCUAAAUCACCAAAGUCAAAAUCACCGAAGUCAACAUCAAAGACAUCAACAGAUUUUUGUUGUUCAGAAAGAGAAGGAAAAGUUGCAGAUGAACAAAAAACCAUUGAAAACAAAGAUGCCAUCCCUCUGCAUGGUGGCAACGGGGCUGCAAGCACUGGAAUUAUGAAAAUGAUGGGUUUGAGGAAAUCAUCAAAACCAACUGUAAUGGUCUCCCCUGAAGGUAGUGGUGCAAGCUGUAAGAAGAUAAAGAAGAUGAAGAUGUUGUUUCCUUAUGAGGAAUUUGUAAAGAUUUUUCAGAGUGAAAUCUUUGGCAUAUGCCCCAGGGGCCUGUUGAAUUGUGGGAACAGUUGCUAUGCGAAUGCUGUCUUGCAGUGCUUGACUUCUACGAAGCCUCUUGUUGUCUAUUUGCUUUAUAGAUCACAUUCAAAAGCCUGUUGUGCUAAAGAUUGGUGUCUCAUGUGUGAACUGGAGCAGCACAUUAUAAUUUUGAGAGAAAAUGGAGAUCCUCUAUCUCCUAGUAGGAUACUUUGGCACAUGCGGAGUAUAAAUUGCCACAUGGGUGAUGGAAGUCAGGAAGAUGCUCAUGAAUUUUUAAGGCUUCUUAUUGCGUCAAUGCAAUCUAUAUGCUUGGAGGGACUUGGUGGUGAGAAAAAGGUUGAUCCUAGACUACAAGAAACAACUUUCAUACAACAUACGUUUGGUGGCCGUCUUCAAUCCAAGGUUAAAUGUCUGAAUUGUAACCAUGAAUCAGAAAGGUAUGAGAAUAUUAUGGACCUAACCUUGGAGAUAUUGGGUUGGGUUGAGUCACUGGAAGAUGCCCUGACUCAAUUUACUUCCCCUGAAGAUUUGGAUGGUGAAAAUAUGUACAGAUGUGGAAGUUGCACUGCAUAUGUUCGAGCUAGAAAGAAACUGAGCGUACAUGAAGCUCCGAACAUCCUAACUAUUGUGUUGAAGCGAUUUCAGGAAGGAAGAUAUGGCAAAAUUAACAAGUACAUAACAUUUCCUGAAAUGCUCGAUAUGAUACCUUUCAUGACUGGGAUGGGUGAUGUUCCCCCACUCUAUAUGCUUUAUGCUGUUGUCGUACACCUGGACACACUGAAUGCAUCUUUCUCUGGACAUUACAUUUCGUAUGUGAAAGAUCUGCAAGGCAAUUGGUUCAGGAUUGAUGAUAGCGAGGUUCAGCCAGUGCUAAUUAACCAGGUGAUGUCAGAAGGUGCAUAUAUCUUAUUCUACAUGAGAUCUUGUCCGCGCCCGCCAGUUGAACUUUCCGGGAAAAACAUGCAGCAAUCGGUUCCCAACUAUUCAAAACACUGCCCGGUAGAACCACAGAAGCCUUCCAAGUCCGGACAUAGCAGAAACAACAGCCAAUUUGUCGUCCCUGAACCUUUGGUCGAUACCAGAGCAGAUGUUGCCCCUCGACAAAUCAACUCUGCCAAUGGCUUCCUCAGAAGAAGCACCAGCAGAAAUGUCCUGCCAGUAACACAAACUUAUUUCGAAAACAUCAGGCACGAGUUCUCGGAUGCAGCGUCUAGUGACUGGUCCCUUUUCACAAGCUCAGACGAGGCAUCUUUCACGACGGAGAGCACUAGGGACUCCUUCAGUACGGUAGAUUACAGUGAUAACAUGGAUCCAUUGGCAUCCAUCUUCAACUUCACCCCGAAAAACUCCUACAGGAAAUUUUCGAAUAGUCGGCCACUUACCAGGUUCGUCCCCGAAAAGGGUCAUACUGAGAGAGUAGAGAGAAUUGAUCAGUCUCAUAAUAAGGCCAUGAAUUCAUCAAUUGAACACCAUCCACCAAAUGGUAAUUGCAGCAUGUAUGUAUACUAUGGACGUAGUAACCCUGUGUGUGAUAAUAUUACAAGGACUUGAAACUCAGUUUGAAUUCUUUCUGGGAAUUCUAACUGGAUGAAAUUGAUGAUGAUUUAGUUGUUGUAGCAAGUGCUUUUUGCCUCAAAGUUUUCAAUAUUUUGUUGAUUGAGGCAUAUAGCUCUUAAGGCACAGGUGUAAUUUUUACUUUAAGUUUAUUGAUAAUUGUAAAGAUGACAGCAAUGUUCCUUUGGUUAUCUGUUAAUCCAUCAUAGGCUUUUCCUAAUUUUGAGCA
Arachis ipaensis is the source of this 3658-nucleotide messenger RNA. The record is from RefSeq and is a predicted model, not a curated record. NCBI's taxonomy places the organism in Eukaryota, Viridiplantae, Streptophyta, Magnoliopsida, Fabales, Fabaceae.